This is a messenger RNA of Eimeria mitis, 1182 nucleotides long. RefSeq names its product iron-sulfur cluster assembly accessory protein, putative. NCBI's taxonomy places the organism in Eukaryota, Apicomplexa, Conoidasida, Eucoccidiorida, Eimeriidae. The transcript has a single exon. The record is from RefSeq and is a predicted model, not a curated record. Gene Ontology annotation, biological process: iron-sulfur cluster assembly. Gene Ontology annotation, molecular function: 2 iron, 2 sulfur cluster binding. Gene Ontology annotation, cellular component: mitochondrion; cytoplasm. The coding region runs from base 1 to 1182 and encodes 393 amino acids.
AUGCUGCCUGCAGUAGGCUUCGUGCGUCUCGCUGCGAAGGAAUUCAUCCGCUGCGGGGCCCCUAGGCCUCUACAGGGCUCAGCAGCGAGGGGUUGUGGCAGUGCGUGUGCCAAGAGAGUUUGUUACAGUCCGAGUAAGUCUACUGCACCAGCAGCAGCAACAGCAGCAGCAUCAGCAGCAGCAGCAGUAGAAACAGCAGCAGCAGAUAUCAACGAGUUAAAUUGGGGAAUUUUUCAGCAGCACUUAUGCAGCUCAGCUGAAGAGAUAUGCUGCUGUAUACCCAGCAAAGGAAUCACAGGGGGGCGGUGGGUUUAUACUUGCACAGCUCCUCAUCAGUAUACACUAAGGGGCCAGCGGUAUCCACGGCUGGGAGAUAUACAAAUUCGGCUUUUCCAGGGGUUCUCUGCUGCUGCACAUACGCCCCUUGCCAGGGCCGUGCCGAGUAGAAACAGCAGCAGCAGCAGCAGCAGCAUCAGCAGCAGCAGAUGCAGCAGCAGAAGCAGCAGCACUUCGACCGAGUUUGGUGAGGUGUAUGGGCCUCGUUCUCGGGAGGCAGUUGCUGCUGCGCUUGCUGGGUUUUCUAGGGGUCUGCCUGGGGAUCGUGCUGCUCCUGCUGCAGCUGCUGCAGGUGCUGCUGCUGGAGGACGGCCGCCUCUGCUGUCUGCAACGCCGGCAGCAGUUGGGCACAUAAAGAAGUUGGUCAAGGAUUACAACGACGCCCUGCAGCAGCAGCAGCAGCAGCAGCAGAAGCAGCAGCAGCAGCAGCAGCGAGACGGGGAACCUCCCCUCAAGGCAACAGGGAUUCGUAUCAGCCUGCAACGACAGGGCUGCAGCGGCAUGGCGUACGACGUGACUCUGUGCACAGAGCGGCGGCCUGAGCGUAACGAAGCAUCUGCUGCAGCAGGUGGUGCUGCAGCAGGUGCUGCAGCAGCAGAUGCUGCUGCAGGAGGAUCUUCUCAAGCUUCUGGGGCUGCGAAGGUGCCGAGCCGCCGGGGUAGAAACUGGGGAGAAGACGAAGUAGUAAGGAUAGAUGGGGUAGAGAUCCGUGUUGCUGCAGAUGCCGUGAUGCUACUCAUCGGCACCCAAAUUGACUUUGUUGAUGAAGACGUACAAACAGGAUUCGUAUUCAACAACCCCAACCAAAAACAGUCCUGCGGUUGCGGCAAGAGCUUCAUGGUGUAG